Molecule: messenger RNA, 882 nt
Organism: Linnemannia hyalina
Lineage: Eukaryota; Fungi; Mortierellomycota; Mortierellomycetes; Mortierellales; Mortierellaceae
Source: the annotation of a GenBank genome assembly
AUGUCGAACCUCUACUUCAAGAAGGACGUCCACAAGUCCAUAGAGGGGCUUCUGUAUGGACUCUAUGUCUACCAAUACUUUCUCGAUACCAGUACCUUUGGACUCUUGCUCCGGUCAUCGGCACCUAGUCAGGCAAUUAUUUACUGGCUGGAUACAGUGAUACUGGUGCUUCAAGUGACCGAGGCACUCCUAGUUUUCAAGGUCAUCAAGUCAGAGGAGAUUCCCAGGAGGUCAACAUCACCACCAACUACUACAACAGCUGCACCGGCAAGGACAAGUUCGCCCAGCAGCAGUAGCAACACACCAGUGACCUCAUCCAAUGGCGAACCAGGAUCUGGCUCAACCAGUGCUCUGCCAGCCUUAGUCGAUCAGUCCACAGUCUCUGGCUCUUCGUCCUCCAACAACCAACCCUCAGAAUAUAUCCCACGUCAUGUCAACAAUAACAAUAAUAGUCGGCACUCAGAGGAUUUGGAUGAAAUAUAUACCGAAUACUACGAGGACGAAGAAGAGGUUCGGUUCAGCACAGAUCUUGACCGUCAACAACAGCUGGGACAGCCCAGUCAAGGCAGUUUAUCGUCACAACGGAAUCGAUCUUCUGGCGCUGCUGCAAGAGGAGCAAGCAAUAGCAGCAGCAGUACAGAUGAGAGUAGCGAGGGAAGCAGUGAGGAAGACGACGAGGAUCCAUUGGGCGACGACUAUGAGGAAGUCCUUGAACAGGAGACGUUUGUUUUCCAGCUGCGGUUCCAGGAUCUGGUGGCGUACAUUUUUUCAAGUCAGGAGGCUUUGACUAUGCCCGAUGCCCGAACACUGACGGGGGCUACGGUGGCUAAUAGAGUCCAGUCGGGGAGUGGCAGCGCACAGCAGCGAGAGCUUCCUGUAUAA